Molecule: messenger RNA, 3044 nt
Organism: Misgurnus anguillicaudatus (oriental weatherfish)
Lineage: Eukaryota; Metazoa; Chordata; Actinopteri; Cypriniformes; Cobitidae
Gene: slc15a5
Product: solute carrier family 15 member 5
Biological process (GO): transmembrane transport
Cellular component (GO): membrane
Molecular function (GO): transmembrane transporter activity
Source: RefSeq, a predicted model, not a curated record
UUUGGGUUGGGAGGGGUGGUGCUUCAUUACUUUUAUCUAAUAAUCAUACAAAUUCAUGAGAAUAAGCCACCUUGUAAAAUAAUUACAAGAUUAAGCUGCAUAGUCCCAAACCAGAAAACAAUAUAACUUUCUUCUUGGAAAGGACAGACUCACUACAAAAGAAUGUCUCACAUCUCCGAAAUCGCUUUCGUCAUCAAUAUCCAGCAGGCAAAAUGCCGAAACGUCAGUUAUCUUAAUGAGAUACAACCAAAGACCCACCAAACUCAGAGUACAACAGAAUGAUGACGAAAAGCAGUCUGUAAACAGUACUCAGAAACCUCAGUAAGGAGAUACAAUGUGAGUUCGGUUGUUAGGCAUCUACAAGAUUUCACGUAUCUGUGAGACAUUGUAUGUUUCGGCCUCUAGUAAUGGAGAAUGGGAUCUGCCUGAACAUCACUUCCACAGGAAGAUCUCUAGAAGCAGCAUGCCGCCCGUAGAUUCAUUUGAUCGACGUUAUGGCCUCCUCCCUACGGAGAUCUUCACAUCUUCACAUCCCAGUGGGACGGCCACUAAGCCCCGCAAGAGACGUAAGAAGCUACAAGCGAUCGUCUGCAUUCUUUUUGUGGAGCUGUUCGAGAGGUUUACCUUUUUUGGGAUUGUUUGCAACAUGAUCCUUUUCUGCACCAUUAAGCUGGGAUAUAGCAAUUACCAAGCAGCCAUGGUAAACACGUGUUUUGUGGGAGCCAGCGUUCUCACACCUGUUCUUCUGGGAUGGUUCGCUGAGACGUGUUUGGGAAGGACCACAGUUUUGUUUUUGUGUGCUUUCCUGCAUUUCUUUGGCACUGCCAUGCUUCCAGUCGUCGCCUUCCCUUUUGAAGAUUUCUAUAUAAACACGCAUAAUAUCGUGCACCAGCUUGAGCCUCAUGAGCAACGCAUCCUUUUCUACACAGGACUUGUUGCUGUGGCUCUUGGCAUCGGUGGCAUCCGUGCCAUCCUUUGCCCGCUGGCAGCCUAUCACCUUCAGGGUUGUGAUCGACACCAACUGUUGUCCUUCUUCAACUGGUUUUACUGGUUAGUCAACCUGAAUUCAAUGGUUGUGAUUUUGGGGAUCGCCUACAUUCAGCAGUCAGUGGCCAAAAACUUGUGCUUUCUCAUCCCAUUCACCUCAGUUCUUCUGGCUCUCAUCGCCAUACACAUGGUGCGCAGCAAGCUCACCUUCCAUCCUAAAAAAGGUAGCUCCUUGCUAACUACGUUCGGGGUGUUCCUGAACUCUCUAAAAAUGUGUUGCCUUCAUUAUCGCCAUUUAAGCGGAGAUGUUGCCAACUGGCUAGACCGGGCCAAAGAAAACAACGGUGGCUGUUAUAGUGAGACCAGUGUGGAAAACGUAAAGAUCCUGGUCAAACUGUUUCCUCUCUUUGGACUUCAACUUUUAUACCGUGCUUGCAUUACUCAGAUUCCGUCGGGCUAUUAUCUGCAGACGAUGCACUCAAACUUGAAACUCAAUGGCUUUAUCCUGCCAGUAGCAAUUAUGAAAGUGAUCAGCAUACUGCCCGUGUUGAUCUUAGCACCACUGCUGGAGCUUCUGAACACCUGCUAUCAGUCUCCAAAGAAACUACUUCCCUCUCCAGCUACAUUUAUAACUAUGGGCCACGCUUGUGCCGCUCUCUCAGCGUUACUGGCAGGAAUCUCAGAGAUGCAUAGAAAGGAUUACCCACAGGUGGAGCAGACACUCUCAGGCAAGGUCCUCCAUGUUUCUUCCAUGAGAUGUUUCCAACUUACUCCACAAUACAUAUUACUGGGUGUGGCGGAGGCAUUCGUGACACCAGCAUGCUGCCUCAUCUCCUUCUGCCUGACUCCCAGUAACCUCAGAGGUGUCUCCCUGCAUUUCCUAACCCUCUCGUAUGGAGGUGGCUGCUUUCUAGGAGCUUUCCUUAUUCAGUUCCUUUAUUUUGUGUCAGGAGGAAACUUCUAUCCGAAUAACCUCAGCACUGGCAAUAUGGAUAGGUUUUUCUUUACGCUGGCUACAUUAAUGACUAUAAACACACUGGUGUUUUGGAAAAUAUCACGUAGGUACGCAGAUUUGAGCGUGGAGUUGAGUAGUGGGGCAGGACAAAGUCCCCUAUCUGAGAAACUUCUCCAGUAUAAGGCGUGUCUUCGUUUUUAUGACACAGUGGAGCGAUUUGAAACUUCAACCUCAAUGGAAACUGUGCUAUGAUCUCACCAUACACACCGAAUCUGUAAUGCUGGCGUUACACAUCAGAGACUUUUGACUUGAUUCUGCUCACCUGGAAACAGAGCAGUGCCUGUAAAUAGCUGCAUGAUCAUGUUGAAUGUAUAAGAAAAAUCGUCUGUCAAGACCAAAUGGAUAUCGUAUAAUAAAGUUAUUUUAUGAUAUAUGAUAUUUUAUGAAUGGCUCAUUAUGAAGAGAAAAUUUGUUUGUUGUUGAUGAAAAGGACUGUAAAUGAUAAAGACAUUGUGGUGGUGCCAUGGAACAGAGAUGGCAUCAGAUCAAUAGACUUUCCGACCCAAAUACUUCCAGACCAUAGAACAACAUCCAGCCAGGAAUUAUAGAAAAUGUCCAUUAUAGAACACCUAUUGUCCGAUUCACGGUUUAAAUUUUUUUGGGGUGUCUAACUGUGGGUUCACACCAGAUGCGAGUUCAACGAUUUGCGCGAGUAGAUUACAUACAAAGUCAAUGCAAAGCCACGAUCAGACGCGUCCUCACGUGGGGCGAUGCAAAUGACGUGAUAUGGGCGAUGCUUUUGUUGCGAAAACACGCGCUAUUCGCCUCAAACGCAUCUUCGCCAAAGUUGAAAAUAUUCAACUCGAGCGAAAAAUUCGCAUCACUCAAAGUUCAAUCCCGCGAGUAAUCUAGAAAGAGUAACGCGAUGCCCCACGUUUGGUGUGUACGUAGCAUAAGUGUUUUAGUACAUGUUAAUGAUAUGAAAAAGUUACAUACCACAAAGUAAACGAUGACGCAAGUUAUCGUCUCCAACAUAAAUCUCUUUCCCUUUACUACAACAAACACACGGAUUGUAGAGAACAGUUUACUUCCUGGGAUUGGU